Theobroma cacao (cacao) is the source of this 2841-nucleotide messenger RNA. RefSeq names its product aminopeptidase M1-like. The record is from RefSeq and is a predicted model, not a curated record. Gene Ontology annotation, cellular component: cytoplasm; membrane. Lineage: Eukaryota; Viridiplantae; Streptophyta; Magnoliopsida; Malvales; Malvaceae. Gene Ontology annotation, molecular function: peptide binding; metalloaminopeptidase activity; zinc ion binding. Gene Ontology annotation, biological process: proteolysis; peptide catabolic process.
UUCAUUUCCACUCUCUCUCUCUCGCUAACUCGCCUGGACUCAUCUCCCCGAAAAGAUGGACCAAUUCAAGAAGCAACCUCGUCUUCCAAAAUUCGCGAUCCCCAAACGCUACGACAUUCGGCUGAAACCUGACCUCUCCGCCUGCAAAUUCGCCGGCACCGUCUCAAUUGACCUCGACAUCGUCGCCGGCACUCGCUUCAUCGUCCUCAAUGCCGCCGAACUCUCCAUCAACCCCGGCUCCGUCUGCUUCUCCCCUCGUAACUCUUCCAAGGUAUUUGAGGCGUCGGAAGUAGAGUUAGUGGAAGAGGAUGAGAUUUUGGUGUUAGAUUUUGCCGAGACACUUCCUCUGGACCUGGGAGUUUUGGCUAUUGGAUUUGAGGGUGUGUUAAAUGACAGAAUGAAAGGUUUCUAUAGAAGUACUUACGAGCAUAAUGGUGAGAAGAAGAAUAUGGCAGUUACACAGUUUGAGCCAGCUGAUGCUAGGCGAUGCUUUCCGUGUUGGGAUGAACCUGCUUGCAAGGCUACAUUUAAGAUCACAUUGGAUGUGCCAUCUGAACUAGUGGCCCUUUCAAACAUGCCUGUUGUUGAGGAGAAAGUGAAUGGCCCUCUGAAAACUGUUUCUUAUCAAGAAUCACCAAUCAUGUCUACUUAUUUGGUGGCAGUUGUUGUUGGUUUGUUCGAUUAUGUGGAAGAUCACACAUCAGAUGGGAUUAAAGUUCGAGUAUACUGUCAAGUUGGGAAGACAACUCAAGGGAAAUUUGCUCUAAAUGUUGCUGUGCGGACACUAGAGUUGUACAAAGAAUAUUUUGCUGUGCCCUAUGCUCUUCCCAAAUUGGAUAUGAUUGCUAUUCCUGAUUUUGCUGCCGGUGCAAUGGAGAACUAUGGCUUAGUUACAUACCGUGAAACAGCUUUGCUCUAUGAUGAGCAGCAUUCUGCAGCUGCCAAUAAGCAGAGGGUUGCAACUGUGGUGGCCCAUGAACUGGCACACCAGUGGUUUGGUAAUCUUGUGACAAUGGAAUGGUGGACACAUUUGUGGCUUAAUGAGGGUUUUGCAACAUGGGUGAGCUACUUGGCAACUGAUUACUUGUUUCCAGAAUGGAAAAUAUGGACUCAGUUUCUUGAUGAAUGUACUGAUGGCCUUAGGUUGGACGGGCUUGCAGAAUCCCACCCAAUCGAGGUGGAAAUUAAUCAUGCUGGUGAAAUUGAUGAAAUUUUUGAUGCUAUAAGUUACAGAAAAGGUGCAUCAGUUAUCCGGAUGCUACAAAGCUACUUAGGUGCUGAAUGCUUUCAGAGGUCACUUGCUUCAUAUAUAAAAAAACAUGCAUGCUCAAAUGCAAAGACUGAAGACUUAUGGGCUGCCCUUGAGGAGGGAUCUGGUGAACCAGUCAACAAGCUAAUGAAUACAUGGACAAAGCAGAAGGGGUAUCCAGUUGUCUCUGUCAAAGUCAAAGAUCAGAAGUUGGAAUUUGAGCAGUCACAAUUCUUAUCUAGUGGUUGCCAUGGGGAUGGGCAGUGGAUUGUCCCAGUAACUUUUUGUUGUGGGUCAUAUGACAAGAAGAAAAGCUUCUUGUUACAAACAAAGUCUGAAACUCAUGAUGUAAAGGAGUUCUUUUCUGACAGCAACAAAAGUGGUAUAGCGCAUUUUUGGAUAAAGCUUAAUGUGGAUCAGACUGGCUUCUAUCGGGUGAAAUAUGAUGAGGAACUUGCAGCUAGAGUUCGUUAUGCAAUAGAAAACAAAUACUUGACUGCAACUGACAGAUUUGGCAUUCUUGAUGAUUCAUUUGCACUUUGUAUGGCACGCCAGCUGCCGUUGACCUCCUUGCUUACCUUGAUGGGUGCCUACAGAGAGGAACUUGAGUAUACUGUGUUGUCAAACUUGAUAAGUAUAACGUAUAAGGUUGGGAGAAUUGCAGCAGAUGCAAAACCUGAACUAAUGGAUGACAUUAAACAAUUUUUUGUUAACCUUUUCCAAUAUUCUGCUGAGAAGCUUGGUUGGGAUGCUAAACAAGGUGAGAGUCAUCUGGAUGCAAUGUUGAGAGGAGAAAUUUUGACUGCCCUUGCUAUGCUUGGGCAUGAGGAGACACUGACAGAAGCAAUGAGGCGAUUUCAUGCAUUCUUGAAUGACAGAAACUCACCACUCCUCCCUCCUGACAUAAGAAAGGCAGCAUAUGUAGCUGUAAUGCAGCAAGUCAACUCCUCUGACAGAGCAGGUUUUGAGUCUCUUUUGAGAGUUUAUAGAGAGACGGAUCUAAGCCAGGAGAAAACUCGCAUUUUAGGCUCAUUGGCAUCUUGUCCGGAUCAGGGUAUAGUUCUUGAAGUUCUAAACUUUGUACUGUCUCCUGAGGUUCGCAGCCAAGAUGCUGUGUUUGGACUUGCUGUUAGCAAGGAGGGACGUGAAGUUGCAUGGACAUGGCUCAAGGAUAACUGGGAUCUCAUCUCAAAAACAUAUGGAAGUGGAUUUCUGAUAACUCGCUUUGUCAGUGCAAUUGUCUCACCGUUUGCUUCAUUUGAGAAAGUGAAGGAAGUGGAGGAGUUCUUUGCAACCCGGACAAAGCAUUCAAUUGCCAGAACGUUGAAGCAGAGCCUUGAGCGGGUCAACAUUAAUGCCAAUUGGGUUCAGAGCAUUCAGGAAGAGAACAAUCUAGCUGAGGCCGUGCUGGAGUUAGCUUACAGGAAAUACUAAGUUUGAUCUUUCUAGUGCCUUUUUUCCUAUCUACCUUUACUUUAGUUGUAGAAUAGAAAGCUGUUGGGGUGGCUUUUUACUGUUCUCAUACUUAACAGAGUAAUAUGAACAAUAAUGCAUGGGACGUCGUCAGUUUCUAAUAGUCUUGCUGAUAAUCA